CCAACGGAAUAAAAAUUAUUUCUAGAACUGCCAAAUAUGCUCAAGGGGGGCAGGAUUCGCCCCUGGCAGCGCCCCGAGCCGCGGCUGCCAAUCACCGGGCAGGAGAGCAGAAUGCAGAGCACUUUGCAAGCACAGGAAACUACACAGACCACAAUGCUUUGCGGUUUAUGGGCGUACCGGGGGGGGGGACAAUGGGCAGGAUAAUGGCUAUUGUAUAAAGUAGCAGAAACAUAAGUAUGUGACGACAGCCCACCCCCCAAAAGAGAAGAGGGAUUUCCAGAAGGUUCUGAGAUCUGAUCGCCGCGGAUAACUGAUCAAUAAAGGACUGGAGAUUAGUGUGGCAUGGCAGGGGUUAAAGGUGACAAUAAAGAUAUGCGGGCUUUCGGACGUCAUUUAUUAGACAAAAUAUGACACCUUUAGGCCGUGUGAUAAAAGAUGGCUGCCGGGGUCCGCAAACAUAGCCGAACAGAUGCAGGACAAAGAGGGAGGGCGCGGGAUAAAAAUAUAAAAGAGGAGCUGGCAUCCCUGCGGUGCGUGCCCGGGGGUGGCAUCACUUAUAGGUAAGAGAUUCACGGCAAGAAUCCUCCGUAACGGGUGGUCCUAAGCCGAGGCCCUGGAGACAGGUGAAAGUUGUAUCCAGGGAGAUGCUUUCAGCAGCCGGGGGGUUAACUGCCUGACUUAAUCUGCCUGGCAGAGAGCAGAUUUUGCAGCAGGGCGGGGACAUGAAACAGAUAUUCAGCGUCCCAAAGUGACCUCCCGCGAGAGACGGAAGUUUAACCUUUGCAGUUCCAGAUUCCCCUCCUUCUGCGGUCUUUUCCUGGCCUUCGGGAGGGUGGACCGCGCGCUCACAUCCGCGCCUCGCUCUACGUGUAGAUUUUACUUCCAUCCCGGGACGACAGCAGAAAAGGGUUCUGCAGAACAGAAACUCGCACUGUGGACGGGGGAAUCCAGACCACGGUCCGAAGUAAAAAGGGCGAGAUCUGGGCGUCCACGCUGUGAAACCGCUCACGUGGUCAAGAAACAUUAAUUAGCGCGGUAAAAAAAAAGUGCCCGCGGGGAUAAUGGAAGAUAACGUCUGCAAUCCCAAAUGUCUCAAGCCGGAUCUCCUCUUCCUACAGUGAGAAUUGAAGAUCCCGCGUUGCGUGUUUGGCACAAGAGUAACCGGUCGGCAGAGCGCCAUCACACAGGCCAGUUGCGACGGAGACUGUCCGCGGGGAGGGGGAGGAAGGAAAGAGAGGCCACGAAAAAUGCAACACCGCCUUCAGUGUCAUGGCACGGGGCCCAGUACAUCCGCCCACAGCAAGCAGCAUGUAAGAUGGCCGUUACUUCUCGACUGUGCAUGGGGCGAGGACACUUAGGGGUGAUGGGAAGCCACCAACAAGUCCAAGACUCCGGAGGAUUCGCUUCUUUGUGAAGAUUUCGGAAAAAGAAGGAGCGUGGAGAUGCGAGAGGCUCCCCCUACAUCAGAACAUGCAUCUAGAAAUCAAGGCUGCUGUCAACUUCCUCGUGAAGAUACUUGGUCUGAAGAAGACGAUGAAGCCGCAUGAACUCGAUGCUCUGGGCAAGCACCUUGUGUGCAUCCUGUGUGACAAAUACCAGGGACACUGGUACCCAGACAUGCCGGCCCGAGGACAAGCCUUCAGGUGCAUCCGCAUUAAUCCCUGGCAAUAUGCUGAUGAGUCCCUGCUUCAAGCCUGUGCAAGAUGUGGAAUAGAGUACACGAGACUUCCCCUCCCGGAGGAGAUUACCCUCUGGAUUGAUCCCUUUGAUGUUUGUGGAAGGUUUGGAGAACACACUGAUCACUUCACAAUCGCCACAUUCGAGCACCUUGUGGUAACAGCACCGGUCCUUGACUAUCCAGGAACGGAGACGUCGGACUAUUCCUCUGGGGGACCUUCAUCUGCUGGGUCCACUUCUGAAAGCUCAUCUGAUGAUGAAACCUCUGGAGAAAAGGCCAUUGAUAAAGAUGAAGCUUUUGACUUUUCCCCAAGGGCUGGGAGUCCAGUGAUUGAGGAGAUGAGAUGUUGUACUGGGUCAGAAAUGGUUGAGACAGGCGCCAUGGAGACUAGAUAUAGAGUAUUGCUAGUAGGAAAUGGGAGCUAACAAGGUUUUGUGCUCUGUAGUACGUUGGUCCUAGCACAGCCCUGUUUAUUUUUUUAUUUUUUUAAUGCUCUGAGAAUAGACUAAGCUUGAAGGUCUAGACAAUUGGGGGGGAAUGUCUAUAAUGAAGGAAGAUGUACGUAGAUGGGUUCUACUAGUACAGAUGAAUAGCUUGCUCUGACUUCCCCCAAGUCUAGUCUUGAAUUCUCCUUGAUGUAGUUUACAUGUUUUAAGUCUAGCCAAGGAUAUUGCCGUCCAACUAUAGAAACUUGAUGCUUUUGGGAGUUGUAGAGAAGUCGCGCUGCAGGGUCACUUAAUGUAGUCGAGGCUUGUUUGAUGCAGCUUGGGUUAGUCCUGAAGGGCUAACAGUAGUACUUGCCUAUUCCAGAGUAAGUUUUUAGGUCCUGUGAAUGCUGGUAAAUCGCAGGUUUUUAGCACUUUUAAUUAAUUCUAUAUUUUUUACUAUUGUCUGUACCUGAGAUGAGCAUUACUUGGCAUUAGGCCUUGGACUAAUCUGACAUUUUAAAGCUUGUCAUCAACUAAUCCAUAGUUGGUUUUUUUUUGGGGGGGGGGGGGGGGGUUUAGCUUAAGGCCAGUUUCACGUGAAUAUAAUAUGGUCUGACCUCAGGACUAAACCCAAACUGACAGCAGCAUCCAAUUACUGUUAGUUCAGGUUGUUAGACCUGCAGUUGACAGAACUUGUUCAUAUUGCAUUUCUGUAGAAUUGGCUUAAGCCCAGAUGUGUUAAAAGGCAGGUUCUGCAUGUACUGAGCUGGAAACUGAUUUUUAGAUUGAACUUGCAGGUGGUGGCUGGUAAAAUGUAGUAAUGGUAAUCUCUGCUAGGUCCAAAAUGGAGCCUACUGUGUCUGGAGCAGAAUGUCUGGAUGUUCACCUUGGCCAUAUUUCCAAUCUAUGCAAUGCUUGCUGAAAAUAUAGCUGUGUGAAGCCACUCUUGGACUAACUUCCAUGGUAAAUCACAUGGGGGUUUUCUGAACUGAUCCAAGAUCUCCAUAGCGUUCUUCAGUAACUUGUGGUGUGUCUGGUGACACAAGGUCUGGUCAAUGAUGCUGUAACAUGGUCUGUAGCUGAGGCCUUGUUGGACCUGGCACAGCUUUCAAAUAUUUUACCUGGUGAACAUGGGCAUACAAAGCAUCCUUUUAUAAUGGGUAUAGCGUAUUUUGCAAAGUAACAAUCCAAUGCGCAUGUCCCAUAGGGGUCACUGCUAAACUGGAGGUACAAGACACUGGUUACUCUAAAGAAUACUGUACCAGUAUGGCUGAAAAGCUCAUCCAUAAAUAGUGGUCUGUAAGAUUUGGAGACUUGGAGAAGCGGAGCUGACAGUAUGUCCCACUUUGAGGAACUGAGCCCAGUUGGGCUGAUUGAUCCGUCUGGCCUGCUUGGGGAAGGAGUCUUGAUUUUUGGCUUCUUCCUCAGAUCAAAUGUCCUCAUGACUCCCCAUCGUCCUGUUGCAAUUUCAGGUGUCUGAUCAUUGGCUCAUACUAAAAAGUACCUAUAUUUCCCAGAAAACUACUCCUUUCUACUGGCAGCUGGUCCUCGUGGGUUGCUGCAGGCCUUGGGUGUAUUGUUCUCUGGGCCUGGAUAAUGGGAAGAGCUUUGCAAUACAGAUUUGCCACUUUAUGCUGUGGUUGGUUCUUCAGCAGAACAUUCUAUGCUUACAAUACAUUAAAAUGGUAAUCCUUUUGGAAAACUCUCAGUUGCUCUAUUUUUUUUUUUACUCUGGAGAUUCCUGCAUCUGCCUUGAAGGUGAAUUGUAAGUACUUUCACACUUACGUUUUUCUUUUUCGGCAUAGAGUUCCGUCCUGGGGGCUCUAUACUGGCAAAGAACUGAUCAGGUAUAUCCCCAUGCAUUCUGAAAGAGUAAUCCGUUCAGGAUGUCUUC
This is a messenger RNA of Bufo gargarizans (Asiatic toad), 4000 nucleotides long. RefSeq names its product protein BTG3-like. Lineage: Eukaryota; Metazoa; Chordata; Amphibia; Anura; Bufonidae. The transcript has 8 exons. The record is from RefSeq and is a predicted model, not a curated record. Gene Ontology annotation, biological process: negative regulation of cell population proliferation; negative regulation of mitotic cell cycle. Bases 1471 to 2103 code for a protein of 210 amino acids. Gene Ontology annotation, cellular component: nucleus; cytoplasm.